GUACAGGGUGUGAUCACUCUGAAGCGGGGCUCCUUCAAGACAAACCACGAUGAAAAGAAUAACCAGGUCCUCUCCAUGGACUGGCUGCCUGUCAAACCUCACAACAUCCUGGCUGCUGGCUUCUAUGAUGGUAUGACUACCACACAUCAUAGUCCAGGAUGCCUUUGAGGUGUCACUGUGAAACGGGUGUCCUGUGGUGUCACUGUCACUUUUGGCCCAACUUCAACCCUUUAGUCAGUGAGCCUACAGACUCGUAUCCAGAUAAUCCUCCAGCUGUAGUACAUGUCCUGUUGUCUUCCCGCUGCAGGUACGGUGGCCCUGUGGGACCUGUCCAGUAAGUCUAUUCUGCAGCGGGUGCGUGCUCCAGACCGCUCCUUCACCCUCUACCCCUACCACUGCUUCAUCGCCCACGACAAUGCCACCCGUGCCCUCAGCUUCUGCCACGCAUCCAGGUAAACAGCCAAUCAGAGUGAUGGAUUCAAGGACCUGUCUCAAACCACUAGGUUCUGAAAGUCUGCCCUGCAACACGACCAACUGCACCAAAGCUGUAGCAAAAAACCCAUGCAGUAUGACUUCAAUCCAUAGUGUGAGACUUUUAAUUUUUUACUUUUAUCCCUUUUUCUCCCCAAUUGGUAGUUACAGUCUUGUCCCAUCGCUGUAACAACCCUACGGACUCAGGAGAGGCGAAGGUCGAGAACCAUGCGUCCUCCCUAACACGACCCUGCCAAGCUGCACUGCUUCUUGACACACUGCUUGCUUAACACCGGAAGCCAGCCGCACCAAUGUGUCGGAGGAAACAGCUUGCAGGCGCCUGGCCCGCCACAAGGAGUCGCUAGAGCGCGAUGGGACAAGGAAAUCGUGGCCGGCCAAACCCUCCCCUAACCCGGACGACACUGGGCCAAUUGUGCGCCGUCUCAUGGGUCUUCCGGUCACGGCUUAUGUAGUCUCACACUAUGGGGGCCUCCCGAGUGGUGCAGCGGUCUAAGGCACUGCAUCGCAGUGCUUGAGGCGUCACUACAGACUCUGGGAUCAAACCCGGAUGCUGUGCCUUAGACCGCUGUGCCACUCGGGAGGCCCCCAUAGUGUGAGACUACAUAAGGCUCAGAGACCAGAGCCACCCGCCAUCAUUACCAUUCUGAGCAUGUAGAACGUAAAAAGCAGUGACCUUCUGGCUGUGAGCUCCGCUCUGCGCCAUGUGGCUGUCUGAGUCUGCUGGAGCGAAGCUGGGUGGUGCAGGGAGGGAGGGAGAGCAGGGAACAGUGGGAGGUGGAUGAAGCCAAGUGUGACUCUCACCCCGUAUCUCGCUACCGCUCCAGAUUUCUAAUAAACAUACACUUUUACACACUCUCACGGCUCAUGAUGAUAGCUACAGCUCUGCAAUUGUAAUAAACACACACUCUCUCUCAGCUAAAACACAUUCCCAUUUACCUUAUUGGAGGAUGGAGGGGGAGCGGAGAGGUACACAGAUGGUGGAUCUGUGGGCAGAGAGGAGGGGAAUGAAGAUGUUGUUGUGACUUGUGUAAACAUGUCAACGUGUGAGGGUAGAGGAAGGGAGUGGAGGGGGGCACUCAGCUGUCAAUCCUGCCCCACUCCAGAUGCUCUGUUGGGGACAGACUCUAGAGGGUACGUCCUUAUGGCCAGGGGCCGGACCAUCCUGGUCAUAUAGUCUCAUGAAGUAAGUGGCAGCACGCUAAUUGAGCUCCAGACACCGCCAUACAAAACAGCCUCUCUGGAAGUUUCACACCUAUCAUGGGGAGAGUAAUGUCUUAGAGCUCUCUGUUACCGUAACAGUGUGUUCAUGAUCACAUCCCCAUGGACUAAAGGGAUGGGAUCUACCCCUGGUCUGGUCUCAAACAAUACCACUCAGUUUACUGGCUAGUGCUCAGUGCCUGCCCUUCCCUCUCAUAGCACCCCCUGUAGGAAAGUGUAGAAGAAGCAUGCCAUGCAUCUCCUAUGUAACAAGAGCAGAGAAAUCGAAUUGGCUAGCUAGGAGAGUUAGAAGGCAAGGUGUUCCUCCUCUCAUCUCACUCAUCAGUCUGCUGCAUACUGAACAACCACCAGCAGCUUAUAAACCAGCUUUAUUAGAACUCUGUAAAGAUCUGCAGCAGUAUCAUGAGUCACAGGUUAGAGUGCAACAUUGAUAGACCAUAACAGCGGGUUAUUCUCCAGUCUAUGGGCUGGUGUUAUGGAGACACUCGGGCCCCGCUGGGCUGUUUGGUAGGGGACAGACUGCAGGCAUCCAUCUUAUCUGGCUGGCUGGGUUUUAAUGAGGGACAAUGAAGAGCUACUGUACAGGACACUGGGCUGGCAGACUGGAGCUGUCCCCUCCCACCGUUCUUCCUCCUUCAUUUCCCUCUCUUUUGUGAUUAGACUGUCUGCCAUCUUCUCUCUGCCUUUUCUACUCUCUAUCAGCUCCACUAAUGUCUUUCCUGUCCUCCCUCCUGCUGUUCCUUCCUCUCCUUAUCCCCUCAUCUCGUCUCCUCUCUCCUCUGCCCUUCCUUCUCCUAGAGACCUCAUGGUGACGGCGGGUGAUGACAGGUUGGUGAAAAUGUGGGACCUGAGGAGGACCUGGGAGCCCUGCCAGUCCUUCAAGCGCUUCCUCUCCACCGAGGCAGCCUGGCCCCUGCAUUGGGCUGGUGUCUUCAUCUCUCAGGAGAGCGCCUACGCCACGUGAGUCCCUCUCUCCUCUCCUCCCUCCGAUUCAAUCAUAUCUUACCUCUCCAUUGUCAUCUCCUACCCCCCCUCACUUUCCCCUCCGUGCGUCUUUUGCUUGUGUAAUCAAUACCUUGUGAGGGGUGUUCUAUUCUGUUCUAUUGUAUUGUGCUUUGUUCUUGGUCUGUUUUGUCAGGGGACAUGUUUAAUUUCUCGUGUCCCCCUUCAGGUUUGGCCAACAUGGACUCAAUUACUUUGACUCAGGGUAUCUGGGCUUCAAGCCACUCUUUCUGGUGCCACGGAAAGGGACCAUGUGGGUAAGUGGGAAACUGGGACAGAAACACGACCAAUUCCACUGUAGUCCCUACCCCUAUUCACUUCUAUAGACUGCUUAUACCUAUCAAAUCCUUCCAUAUCUAUUUUAGUGCAGAGGGAAUAGGGACGAGGGGUUGAGUUGAUAUUGGGCUGCACAAUAUUUAUUUGUCCAACCCCCUUCCUUGUGUUGAUUGGUCCGUCUUGGUAUUUCUGCAGAGCCUGUCUAUCUCUGAUUGGCUGAACACGGCUGUAACGGCAGACACAGUGGGAGAUGUGAUCAUGGUCCUACUACCCAACCUGUUCAACAACCCCUGCUACCUCAAACGAUCCAUCGAUCGCAGAUUCGUACGUACCCUGUCCAGCCCGGCCUCGCACAACACAUAGAUAUCUCCAAAAACGGCAUUUCUAAAGUCACCAUUACAAACCGGGUGGUUCUAGCCCUGAAUGCUAAUUGGCUGAAACCUGUGGUAUAUCAGACCGUAUACCACGGGUAUGACCAAAUAUUUAUUUUUACUGUUCUAAUUACGUUGGUAACCAGUUUAUAAUAGCAAUAAGGCACCUCAGGGGUUUGUGGUAUAUGGCCAAUAUGCUACAUCUAAGGGCUGUAUCCAGGCACUCCGUGUUGCAUCGUGCAUUAAAACAGCCCUUAGCCGUGGUAUAUUGGCCAUAUACCACAAACCAACGAGGUGCCUUAUUACUUAAUUAUACCUUUUGUAUACUUUAUAUUUCAUGACAUUGACUUACACAACAAGGACUACAGUAUGAAUGUUUUUAAUCGAAAUGGGUCCAUCUUUUCUCUUAAAUCACAUUUCUUUUAUUCUUUUCAGCCGGUGUUCAGAACCGAAAUGGUCCAAUUGAAAGAAGGAGUUGAGGAGAAUGAGGGUGGAGUUGGAGAGGAAGGAAGUGGUUCCACUAGUAAUGGAACGUCCCAUCAUAUACCUCAGACCUACAGAGAGACAGCCAAUAAGUACUACCUCCACUACCACGACAUGGACAUGGUGGGUCAGGGUUAAAACAGAGGAAGGAGAUAGUGAAGAUAUUGUCUGUUGGGGGGAGGGGGGGGGCUCUGUUCCUGCUACAUCUCAGCGCAAUCUUCGGCUGUUUGUGUGUGUUAAAUGAUGGGAUACCGGGUGUGCUCGCUCUAAGCGCAAGACUGCCUAAGCUCUGCAUUGUAGGGGAUUGUGUGUGUUUGUGUGUCAGGACCAGACUGCAGUCUGAGCAGCUGAUGACACACACCAAUACACACAGUGUGUUUAUGCACAGAGCACAUGUGGCCUGCUAGGUCCAAUAGAUGUAUUAGUUGAGUUAUAUCUCAGACACACCUGAUGGAACUGGAGGGUCCAGGGCGCAUCUGCAAACGCCAUCCCUGCUCACACACUGGUGCCGUCGGUUUCCACGACAACCCAGCAGUGCACCUAGCCGUGGCCCUUAGUGACGGCCGACUCCUGGGUUAGGACUUGAUUAAGUGUUGCACCCUUCAUUAAUUUAUACCGCCCCUCCUUCCCCCUCUCCCCUCUCUAUGGCUCCUCCAUCUGUUCCCCUGCCUUCCGCUCCACCGGCCCUGUCACUGCCCUGCACACACACACACAUACACACACACACACACACACCUCACAUACCACCCCGAGUCGCCAUGGCCUAAGCACGUCCAUUACCCACAACCCACCAGGCCAGGGCCCACUUACCUCUGACGUAUGUCACCUGACCAGGGCCUGUUGUUAGCGUGGGAGGUGGGGGAUGUCUUGUCCAGGGCAGUGGAGUUUAUUCCUGCUUCUUGACAUAACACUCCACUUACUCAAACCCUGAGAGAAGAGCUACAGUGGGGAUAAAAAGUAUUUAGUCAGCCACCAAUUGUGCAAGUUCUCCCACUUAAAAAUAUGAGAGAGGCCUGUAAUAUUCAUCAUAGGUACACGUCAACUAUGACAGACAAAAUGAGAGAAAAUUUUCCAGAAAAUCACAUUGUAGGAUUUUUUAUGAAUUUAUUUGCAAAUUAUGGUGGAAAAUAAGUAUUUGGUCAAUAACAAAAGUUUCUUAAUACUUUGUUAUAUACCCUUUGUUGGCAAUGACACAGGUCAAACGUUUUCUGUAAGUCUUCACAAGGUUUUCACACACUGUUGCUGGUAUUUUGGCCCAUUCCUCCAUGCAGAUCUCCUCUAGAGCAGUGAUGUUUUGGGGCUGUCGCUGGGCAGACUCAAGGGCGGCGCACAAUUGGCCCAGCGUCGUCCAGGGUAGAGGAGGGAAUGGCCGGCAGGGAUGUAGCUCAGUUGAUAGAGCAUGGCGUUUGCAACGCCAGGGUUGUGGGUUCGAUUCCCACGGGGGGCCAGUAUAUAUAAAAAAAAAAAAAAUGUAUUCACUAACUGUAAGUCGCUCUGGAUAAGAGCGUCUGCUAAAUGACUAAAAUGUAAAUGCAACACAGACUUUCAACUCCCUCCAAAGAUUUUCUAUGGGGUUGAGAUCUGGAGACUGGCUAGGCCACUCCAGGACCUUGAAAUGCUUCUUACGAAGCCACUCCUUCGUUGCCCGGGCGGUGUGUUUGGGAUCAUUGUCAUGCUGAAAGACCCAGCCACGUUUCAUCUUCAAUGCCCUUGCUGAUGGAAGGUUUUCACUCAAAAUCUCACGAUACAUGGCCCCAUUCAUUCUUUCCUCUACACGGAUCAGUCGUCCUGGUCCCUUUGCAGAAAAACAGCCCCAAAGCAUGAUGUUUCCACCCCCAUGCUUCACAGUAGGUAUGGUGUUCUUUGGAUGCAACUCAGCAUUCUUUGUCCUCCAAACACGACGAGUUGAGUUUUUACCAAAAAGUUAUAUUUUGGUUUGAUCUGACCAUAUGACAUUCUCCCAAUCCUCUUCUGGAUCAUCCAAAUGCACUCUAGCAAACUUCAGACGGGCCUGGACAUGUACUGGCUAAAGCAGGGGGACACGUCUGGCACUGCAGGAUUUGAGUCCCUGGCGGCGUAGUGUGUUACUGAUGGUAGGCUUUGUUACUUUGGUCCCAGCUCUCUGCAGGUCAUUCACUAGGUCCCCCCGUGUGGUUCUGGGAUUUUUGCUCACCGUUCUUGUGAUCAUUUUGACCCCACGGGGUGAGAUCUUGCGUGGAGCCCCAGAUCGAGGGAGAUUAUCAGUGGUCUUGUAUGUCUUUCAUUUCCUAAUAAUUGCUCCCACAGUUGAUUUCUUCAAACCAAGCUGCUUACCUAUUGCAGAUUCAGUCUUCCCAGCCUGGUGCAGGUCUACAAUUUUGUUUCUGGUGUCCUUUGACAGCUCUUUGGUCUUGGCCAUAGUGGAGUUUGCAGUGUAACUGUUUGAGGUUGUGGACAGGUGUCUUUUAUACUGAUAACAAGUUCAAACAGGUGCCAUUAAUACAGGUAACGAGUGGAGGACAGAGGAGCCUCUUAAAGAAGAAGUUACAGGUCUGUGAGAGCCAGAAAUCUUGCUUGUUUGUAGGUGACCAAAUACUUAUUUUCCACCAUAAUUUGCAAAUAAAUUCAUAAAAAAUCCUACAAUGUGAUUUUCUGGAAAAUUUUCUCUCAUUUUGUCUGUCAUAGUUGACGUGUACCUAUGAUGAAUAUUACAGGCCUCUCUCAUAUUUUUAAGUGGGAGAACUUGCACAAUUGGUGGCUGACUAAAUACUUUUUUCCCCCCACUGUACCUUGGCCUCAAUCUGUCUCCCCAGCUGUCCAGUGUGGGAAACAUGCUAAGGUUGAUGCUUUGAGAGGGGUCACAGAGGGCUGUGGCAUUUUACCAUGGGCCACUGUUACAGUAUCGGUCAGUAGAGAUGUGGAGCAUUAAUGCAGAGAUAGAAAUAGUCAAAAAAAUGAAUUUAGAAAUUCAUCUUAAUUUAGUUUGUGAUACAGUGAGUAUUGUAUGAUAGCUCUGUGUUUGGGUGUUUCAGUUUUGUGGUGUUUUAGCUUGUAAUUAAGACUAUUGAACUCUUUCUCUUCCAGAGAACGUUUAAGAAUGUCCAGAACCGAGCUCCUUGGAAGCACAUGCAGGCUGCAGAGGCCAAAGGGGGACUGGGUCUGGACCUAAUGCCUUUGGCUUCACUAACUAAGGUAUGUCUAAGAUCAAAACACAUGAUUCUCUGACUGCAUUCAUUUACAUUGACAUUUUAGUCAUUUAGCAGACGCUCUUAUCCAGAGCGACUUACAGUUAGUGAAUGCAUACAUUAUUUUAUUUUUUUCAUAAUGUGGGAAUCGAACCCACAACCCAUUCCACCUUGAACAGCUCUUUCAUAGUAAUGUUUUUCAUUGCUGGAGCAGCCAAGCUGAAAGCUGUGUGAAUGUGAUCUCUGUGACUAAAGUUAUCAUCUGAAGGGCCACAGCGACUCCUUGACAAACAUUUCCAGUGGAGGCGCUGUGCUAUAACAGUGAUAGCAGCCCAUGGAUUGGUCAUGGAGCCAGUCAGUGACUCUAGAUUAGUGGUAAUAGAAAUAUCAGUAGUGGUGUUAUCUAGUCUAAUGAUCCUGGCCAGGCAGGAUUAAGCUGUGGAUUGAGUAGAUCUCCUGAUUGGGAAUCGAUGAGCUGGGUAAAGAGUUGCAUUGGAGCUCAACGCUGAUGUCAGAGUGCAUUAGCCCUCUCUAACUUAAUUGCAGCCAUGGCUUCAGAGAGCAGAGCUGUGUAUUUGGUCGCAUUAAAGUAACUGUCCAGUGUUUCCAAUUUCUAUGAAAUAUAACCUAUCAUUAAUUACACUGAGUUAAAUAGUUUUCCAGGCCAAAAAUUGUGAUUUAAGUAUGUUAAAAAGCAGCUUUUCUGUAUUGGAAUGGUGUGGGGGUACCCUAAGAAUGGUGUGGGCAUAUACCGGUCAUAAAAAAUAUGAAUGCGAGUAUACCGCUGAUUGGCCAGCUCAUUCUCCCCAGGAGGAUGACAUCCUCUAUGAAGAAAUAGCAAGCAAGUUUGAGGUGAUAUUUUAAAAAGUUCUCCAAUUUAUGCUUUGGCUACAAAUACGAGUAUAUGAUGAGUCCGCAAUAUAAUCUGGGUAUUAGUUAACAGAAUAUGCCCAUUUAAAAAUUUCACGGGACAGUUACUUUAACAACAGACUUAAUCAAUCUCCACUGUCAAGCACCUACACUGUUAUUUAUUGGUUGACAGGCUCACCUUAUUUCUAGUUGUGGAUGUGUGACUGUUGAGUUGAGGACAUGAAUUCUCCUUGAAGGUCAAUAAACAUAAUAUUGUCAUUUGUAUCCAGUUAGUUGCACAUGCAGAAAUCCAACCUACAAGUCUGGUGUCGCAAACACCAUGCUUCAAACAACUGAGCCAUCUCUAAAUGAUCCUAAAUCAUAAUCUGUGUGCUCUGACUGUUCCCACCAUGUUCUCCUUCUCCUCUUUAUAGGUCCGUUUCAACCCCAACCUGUGUGCCCAGAGCUGGGUGUUGUCUGGGGGCCAGGCGGGCCUGGUAAGAGCCCACUGCCUCAGGGCCAUGAACAGCUCUCACAUUAACAAGAUGGUGCAGGAGAGCCAGGCCCAGUUCAGCACCAUGUUCACCCAGGACACCACAGACAGCCAGGGGGACGCCAGUGCCGUCAGACACACCACAGAAAAGCUAUAG
Coregonus sp. 'balchen' is the source of this 8505-nucleotide messenger RNA. NCBI's taxonomy places the organism in Eukaryota, Metazoa, Chordata, Actinopteri, Salmoniformes, Salmonidae. The record is from the annotation of a GenBank genome assembly.